AUGCUCCCAUCACGGCUCGCACGACAGGCUCUGCGCUGUUUCCAUCGACCCCAUCAAAUCCCCAGGACCGCCUUCGCCAAGCCAUCACGAUUUUCCUCAGCCAAGGCGACACCUCGUCGAAAUGACAGGCCCGAGUUGCCUGACCACCGAAAGGUGGGCGCACAGCAGGAGCUGUUCAUGACGUCCGUCUACAGCCCCGGAUCGCCCAUCUUCCUACCCAACGGCGCGCGAAUCUUCAACCGCCUCGUCGACUUUCUCCGCCGGCAAUACGUCAGCUAUGGCUUUGAGGAGGUCAUCACGCCCAACAUCUACAAGAAGUCUCUGUGGGAGGUGUCGGGCCACCUGCAGAAUUACGCCGACGACAUGUACACCGUGACGAGUCGCGCCCGCCAGCUCGAAGCGACGAGCUGCUGCGGCGACCGCGAGCCGCCGACAGCGACGAACGACGGCAGCAGCCGGCUCGCCGAGGGCGAAGACGACGACUACGGCCUCAAGCCAAUGAACUGCCCGGGCCACUGCCUCAUCUUCGCGUCCAAGGCGCGCAGCUACCGCGACCUGCCGAUCCGCUACGCCGACUUUUCGCCGCUCCACCGCAACGAGGUCUCGGGGGCGCUCAGCGGGCUGACGCGCGUGCGGCGCUUCCACCAGGACGACGGCCACGUCUUCUGCCGGCCGGUGCAGAUCCAGCCCGAGGUGUUCCGGACGCUCGCCUUUAUGAAGAGCGUCUACGGCGCGCUGGGCCUCGGCGACGGCUACGCGUUUGCGCUGUCGACGCGGCCGGCGGACCACUACAUCGGCACGGACGCCGAGUGGGCGCGGGCCGAGGCGCAGCUGCGCGGCGCCCUCGAGCAGGCGGGCCUCGCGUACACGGUCAAGGCGGGCGACGGCGCGUUCUACGGGCCCAAGAUUGACGUCAUGCUGCGCGACUCGCACGGCAAGACGCACCAGGCCGGCACGAUCCAGCUCGACUUUCAGCUGCCGCAGCGCUUCGGGCUCGAGUACAGCGCGCCGGCGCCGGCGCUCGAGGCCCGCGGCGUGCCGCUCGCGGACGCCGACCCGGCGCUGCGCGAGACGUACGGGCCCGUGACGCCCGUGCUCAUCCACCGCGCCAUCCUCGGGUCCGUCGAGCGCCUCAUGGCGCUGCUGAUUGAGGAGUACAACGGCAGGUGGCCCUUCUGGCUGAACCCGCGGCAGGCGGCCAUCCUGACGCUCAACGACACGGACCCCGUCGUCGACUGGGCGGCCCAGGUGCAGAGGACGCUGCUGGGGGUCGAGGACGAGGGCGGUGCCGACGCCGGGCUCUCGCAGCCGCACCCGACGGGGUUCACGGUCGACGUGGACGUCAGCACGAGGCCCCUUGGCGAGAAGCUCGCCGAGGCGCGGGCCAAGGCGUACGGCAUGAUUCUCGUCGUGGGCAAGCAGAACGUCGAGCAGGGGACGGUCACGCUCAACAGCCGCGACGCGGCCACGCGCAGCAGGGAGGACCUGACGCCGACGGAUCUGCUGCGCCGGAUGAAGCAACUGGUCGACAAGUACCAGUAG
Molecule: messenger RNA, 1542 nt
Organism: Verticillium dahliae VdLs.17
Lineage: Eukaryota; Fungi; Ascomycota; Sordariomycetes; Glomerellales; Plectosphaerellaceae
Product: threonyl-tRNA synthetase
Exons: 1
Coding region: 1-1542 (513 amino acids)
Biological process (GO): threonyl-tRNA aminoacylation
Cellular component (GO): cytoplasm
Molecular function (GO): threonine-tRNA ligase activity; ATP binding
Source: RefSeq, a predicted model, not a curated record